AUGGCAGCGGGGCCGUGGGGCUGGGGGCCGGCGGCGCUGGCGCUGGCGCUCGCGCUGCUGCUCGCGCUGCUGCUCGGUGGCGCGCGCCGCCUGCGGCGCCGUUACGCGGUCGACGGAGCUCGCGCCUCCCUGAGGGGAAGAGCGGCGGCGCGGGCGGAUGGCGUCCGCGCGUUGCUGGUGACGGCGCACCCUGAUGACGAAGCGAUGUUCUUCGCCCCCACGGUGCUCGGCUUGGGCAGGGCCGGCGCCCGCGCCGCGGUGUUGUGCUGCUCCGCAGGAAAUUAUUACAAUCAAGGAGAGAUUCGUAAGAAAGAGCUGGAACAGAGUUGUUUUCUUCUGGGGAUUCCUGCUUCUGAUGUAACAGUCGUUGAUCACAGGGAUCUUCCAGAUAAUCCUGCUGUUGAAUGGGACACGCAGCUCCUCGCCGCCUUUGUGCUAAAGCAUAUAGAAGCCAAUAACAUCAACCUGGUGGUAACCUUUGAUGCGGGAGGAGUGAGUGGCCAUGCUAACCACAUUUCUCUUUACACUGCUUUAAGGUACCUUCAUUCAGAGCGGAAGUUACCUGAAGGGUGCCAUGUGCUCGUGCUUGAAUCAGUAAAUCUCUUCCGGAAGUACAUCUCCAUCCUGGAUGUACCUGUUUCGUGCCUCCUGCCCAGAGAUGCACUCUUCAUACUCACAGAGGAGGAGACUGAACAAGCCAGGAGAGCCAUGCGGUGUCAUCGCAGCCAGCUCCUCUGGUUUCGCCACAUCUAUAUGCUUUUCUCACGUUACAUGGUGAUCAAUUCACUCCGCCUUCUGUAAAAGAGAUGCUGCUCACAACUUCAGGAGUAAAAGAAUGAGCAAAAAAAAGACCA
Molecule: messenger RNA, 854 nt
Organism: Gavia stellata (red-throated loon)
Lineage: Eukaryota; Metazoa; Chordata; Aves; Gaviiformes; Gaviidae
Gene: PIGL
Product: phosphatidylinositol glycan anchor biosynthesis class L
Exons: 7
Coding region: 1-801 (266 amino acids)
Biological process (GO): GPI anchor biosynthetic process
Cellular component (GO): endoplasmic reticulum
Molecular function (GO): N-acetylglucosaminylphosphatidylinositol deacetylase activity
Source: RefSeq, a predicted model, not a curated record